GUGACUACGUUUGACGCUUCAAGCGUCAGCAUGAAAUUGCACCUCUACAUGUGAUGAAAGCAUUGAGAAUAGAUGGGGUAGUAAAGUGGUUCAAACUCGACGCUGUCAUAAUUGGUAUCAGAAAUGGCAUUAUAACGAAGAUUCCGUUUAGUGAAAAAUAUAUCAAAAUGGGAAAGCCCAAAGACGUCAUCACCACGGACGACGAAAUGAAUGUUGAUACCAGCGAUGUGUCCCCUCAAAAGAAACAUAAAAAACACAAGCAUAAAAAGCAUAAGAAACGGAAAGUCUCCUUAGAAGAUGUUGAAGAGCUCAUGGAAGUUAGCACACACGAGUUAGAUCGGAAAAAAGGCAUCAAAGUGAAAGCAAAGAAGGAAGCAGAGAAGCCAUUUAUUGAGAAAAUGCGAGAGAAGUCGAAUAAACCUACCACUCCUGGAGCAGCUGGUCCAAGCAGUGCAACAUCGCCGAAGACUGCCCCAAAAAAAAAGGUUACCAAAGGUAACAAGGGAAAAGAAAGUGGAACUAGUAGUGAGGAGGAACGUUGGCUUGAUGCUAUUGAAUCUGGAAAACUUGAAGAGGUGGAUGAUGAAUUAAAAAAAAUCAAACCAAAGGAUCCCAAGUUAAUGACUGCCCGUCAACGGGCUAUGUUUGAGCGAAAGACUGAUGCAGAACCCAGUUCUAGCGUUGAACAAUUGAUGUCUUUGCCAUCAGGGUACAAGGAAAAGGUAAUGACAGCUGAAGCGAUCCAAAAAGCAGCUCUGAAAUCCCAAAAGAGAAAACAGCUGGCUGAUGAAAAACGGGAGAAAGACAAGAAAAAAACUAUGGAAAGGUUGCUCAAAAAACAAGAAUCUAAAGCUUCAAAGAUCUUGGGGAAAGGAAAGCCAAAUAAAAGACAAGUACCUCUAGUCAGUUAUCGGAUCACUGUCGAAGGAAGUUCCAUAUCCCUACCACCUGGUGAAGAAUUUCCUCUGCCUUCUACAAGACAAGAAAAACCAUUAUCAGUAAUAUUAUGUGGUGCUGACGGAUGUGAAAAUCCAAAGAAAUAUUCAUGUUCAAAAACUGGAACACCGCUUUGCAGUCUGCAGUGUUACAAAAACAACCUCUCUUCGCAUAUAAAACUUCUAACAACGUGAACCAACUAUGAAAAAGUAUGAUUCGCUUGCAGCAGUCUUUGGAAUUUCAUAUUCCUGUGACCUCAACUUUGUUGGGUUCAACAUCGGUCGAAGUGAGAGCUACCGUGUGAUUUAAUUCUGAGUAUAAAGGCCAGAGUUCGCGGUUACAACUGUUCUAAUAUGAACCCAUGAUGUUGGCGAGGGUGAAAUUUGAAGUGAGAUAUGAAAAUAAAAAAUAUUAAAAUGUGAGAAAUUAAUGUGAACUUCGAAAGAACAAUAAAAUUUUAUUAGCUCCGUGGUACGUUCCAGUUAUACGGAUCAAGGUCGCAAUCAAAACAAGUCUACGUUUGGUUUAGAAUUCAUAAAGGAUCAGAGGAGAUAAACACGUUGAUUUCAUAUUUUUUAUAACUUAUUUAACGAAAUGCACAUUAUAUUUACACGUUCGCAAAAAAUAGGUGAGAAUUUUAACCACUUUGCAUCCUGAGUUACAAAUUGGUAUAAUACUCCCUUGUGAGUUCGUAAUAAUCAAUAUUACUAAGAAAUAUAAUUCUCUAUAAUGUAGGCAAUAA
Molecule: messenger RNA, 1678 nt
Organism: Athalia rosae (coleseed sawfly)
Lineage: Eukaryota; Metazoa; Arthropoda; Insecta; Hymenoptera; Athaliidae
Product: INO80 complex subunit B
Exons: 5
Coding region: 54-1130 (358 amino acids)
Biological process (GO): chromatin remodeling
Cellular component (GO): Ino80 complex
Source: RefSeq, a predicted model, not a curated record